UCCGACGGGCUCAUCACACCUACCAACAUGCUCCAACGCUCGCGGUCUCGCUCGCGCGCCGAGAGCUUCACCAGCGCGGCGUCGGGUCUGGGGAUCAAGGGCGUGGGCUUGGGCGUCACGGAGAGGGCGUCGCAGGACUCGGAUACGGUGGCUGGGCCUAGCAGGGCUUCGGGAGAGAGGCCCAAAGGGAGACGAGAUACAUUGGAGGUACCGCAACCGUCGUAUCAUAGCCCUGUGCCUCGGAGGGAGUCUUCAUAUGAUUGGGGUUCCGAUCCUCAUGUAGCAGUCAAGGAUGCAGACCAGAGCCCUAGUUCGCCGACCAUUAGAGUCUCGAGCGAGCCAGAGUCUGUAGGAUAAAGAUCGAGAAUAUAUUCAACAUACCUGUUC
Cryphonectria parasitica EP155 is the source of this 387-nucleotide messenger RNA. RefSeq lists its product as uncharacterized. The annotation marks the transcript as partial. The record is from RefSeq and is a predicted model, not a curated record. The transcript has a single exon. NCBI's taxonomy places the organism in Eukaryota, Fungi, Ascomycota, Sordariomycetes, Diaporthales, Cryphonectriaceae.